AUGCCUCGAUCAUCCGCAUCUCCAGCUCGCGUACGGCCUCCCUCCCGCCAAUCAACCCGGGCGAUCACUCCUGCUCUUACCAAUCCAAACUUUAUCCAACCAAACCGAGAUGGCCGUAAAUCGCUUGCUUCAACUCCAAUUUCAGCUGCAAAACACGCCCAAGCAAGAUCGAUCUUGACAGCGGAAAGCCCCCAAACCUCAAGAAAUGCGAAGAGGAAGCAAAGUUCACGAGUGGUUGAAUCUGAUCUAGAGAGUGGCUCCCUCGCUGAGCAUCCCCAAAAUGCAAUCGAUAUCCAACAAGAUUCAGAAGACGAAAACUCCAAAGUUAAAACCGCCCGAAAAAAGCGAAAGAAGAGGGAUGAUGAUCUUAACUUGGAUGAUGUCGAGGAUUUCUUCCAUAAGCCCACAUUAGCUGAUGGUCAGGCCCGGAACCGCUCCCUGCUGCUCUAUGCGCUCUCCAUCGGCGUCGCCACCCUGGGCCUCUCCUAUGCAGCCGUGCCCCUGUACCGGGUGUUCUGCUCGGUGACCGGAUACAACGGCACCCCGCUCACCUCCGCCGCCAACGACGGCACCGGCAAGUUCGCCCCCGCCCGCAUCGCCCGCCCCGUCGGCUCCAAGACGAUCACCGUCCGCUUCAACGCCGACAAGAGCGACUCGCUCGACUGGAAGUUCUGGCCCUGCCAGAAGGCCCUCGCCGUCCGGCCCGGCGAAACCGUGCUCGCCUUCUACAAGGUCAAGAACCUCACCGACCACGACGUCCUCGGCGUCGCCACCUACAACGUCACCCCCGCCCAGGUCGCGCCCUACUUCGCUAAGGUCGAGUGCUUCUGCUUCGACGAGCAGCGCUUGCUGGCCGGCGAAGAGGUGGACCUGCCGAUAUUCUUCUUCAUCGACAAGGACUUCGUCGACGACCCGCUCAUGCGAGACAUCGACGACAUCGUCCUCAGCUACACCUUCUUCAAGGCAAAGCGGAAUUCGUACGGCUAUAUGGAGCCCGACGUCCCGGCCAACCACAAGACUCCCGACACCAGCCCCGCGUCCCUUCAUGGCCAUCCCAAGCCCGCUAACCCCCCCGUCGCUGCCACCCCGCCCCAACCAACAAACGCCAGCGCCACCACAGAACGCUAG
Messenger RNA from Puccinia triticina, 1128 nucleotides. RefSeq lists its product as uncharacterized. The record is from RefSeq and is a predicted model, not a curated record. The transcript has 4 exons. Bases 1 to 1128 code for a protein of 375 amino acids. Gene Ontology annotation, molecular function: copper ion binding. Lineage: Eukaryota; Fungi; Basidiomycota; Pucciniomycetes; Pucciniales; Pucciniaceae. Gene Ontology annotation, cellular component: mitochondrial inner membrane.